Messenger RNA from Striga hermonthica, 1548 nucleotides. Lineage: Eukaryota; Viridiplantae; Streptophyta; Magnoliopsida; Lamiales; Orobanchaceae. The record is from the annotation of a GenBank genome assembly.
AUGGCGGGUGAGGGUUCUUCUUCCUCCAAACGGAAAUCGUCAAAGAGGAAACGCGACAACACUUCCUCUCAGAAGAAGAGCCGAAGAAAGAAGCAAAAGCGUGCUUACGAUUCGGAUUCCUCAUACUCCAAUGAUGAAUCAUUAAGCCCAGAACCCACAUCGAAAUCCGAACAUAAAAAGAAAAUACGCAAGAAGAAGAAGCUUUCGAGUGGCCACUCAACGUCAUCCUCACCUUCAUACAGGGAUCGAUCUGUGAGUUCAGAUUCUGAUUCCUCAUCGAGAGGUUAUAGGCGUAAGAAGGCCAGACGAUCACAGGUUAUAGUUAAGAGCGCAAAAAAAUUAGAUCGGAAAAAGUCCACACGCAGUGGGAGAAAACGGAAAAGAUCGGGUAGAGAUGAUUCUGGUAAACCCAAAGUUAGAUCAUCAAAGAAGAAGGCCCGUAAAUAUAUCAGCGAUUAUUCAGGUUCCGAUUCUGAGAGCUGCUCUACCUGCCAGAGUACUAGCAGCAGCAGUUCAGCAGAUAGGGAGCCAAAAACGAGUAAAAUGGUUACUGAAAAAGAAAGAGAAAGGUUUAGAGGUAGAAAUUCUUAUGAGGAUCGUGAAAAACUUGACAGAGGUAGUAAAUAUAGUGUGAGUGCUGGACAUGAUGAUGUGGCAUUAUCGCCGGUGAUUAAUAAUCCUAGACGGCUGAAGUCAGUUAUUGCUUUUGCCGAUCAUAGGUAUAAUGAUGAAGAAGAAGUGGAGAAAAGCAGAUGGGCCAUGAACCCACAUGAAGAAGAGAUUGUGUAUGACCAAAAUGGUUACCCUUCCCUCAAAAGUCCAGACAGUAAUGAAGAGGGAACUAAAAUGGAGCUUGGUGAUCAAUCUCACGGUAGUUCGAGUAAGAUGAUUGGUGUAAAAGAUGGUGAUCGUCAGAUGGAAGCCGUGGAUAUGCAUAAUGCUGAUAAGGGGAAAGAGGUCGACGAUAAGUCUGUUCUUGAAUCGAUUUUGAGGCAAAGAGCUUUGGAAAAUCUGAAGAAGUUCAAAGGGAGGCUUCAAACAACAGGUCAAACAAGCUUGAAUUUGGAAAUGAAUGAAAAGAGUAAUGAGAAAAUGCUGCCAGAUGUAACAACGGUUAGCUCUGAUCUUCAAAAAAUGAACCAGAGUAGCGGGCCCUCACAAAAAAGUGAUCUUUCUCAGAUAACAGAUGCUAAGAGUCUCCUGGAUAGUGAAACUGUCGAGAAAGAACAUGGAAUAAUCAUACAUACUGCCGAGCAGCUAAAUGAGGACAAAUACAUGAAUUCUGAUGCUAGCCUGAAUAGAACUGUUUCACGAGUUGACACUUGUCCGGGAACCGAGACUACACGUGCUGGCAUUAAUUCAAACUCAAAACCAUCUUCUUCUUCUGUUGGGGAGCAUAAGUUAGAGAGAGAAAAUGAAGCUAAGGAUGGUUCUUUUGAACAGAAAACGAUGUCUGUGAUGAGGGGAGGGGAAAUGGUACAGGUGAGCUAUAAGGUUUACAUCCCAAAGAAAGCCCCUGCACUGGCCAGGAGGCAACUCAAACGUUAA